AUGUACGAGCGCUGCCGGGAUGAGCUUUUGACGCAGUACAUCGACACAUACCGUGGGGCUUCCGUGGAGGGUGGAACGGGCGAUUCCACCUUUUGGAAAUCCCCGCCGAGAGGGGGAGGGGGAGGGAUGCAUCCUCAACUCCGCGCGAUCACCCAGACAGGGCUUUCCAAGGAGGUGCUCUACGUCGUCGGGAUGGAGUAUCGCCGGGUGGUGCGGUAUUUCGAUGCGUCGGAGGCCCCUUCGGGCGUCGGUUUCGUCAAGGGGGAGGGGAAAGGCGUUUCUCUACCCCGCCUGAUCAUUUCGCGCGUGCAGGAUUACCUCACCGAGGUCGGUCCGCAUCGUUGGCAGAGGAAAUACACCAAACUACGGCAGCUCGUCAAGAUCCGAGGCUCCACAUUUAAGAAUAGUGAAUCCAUGGUGGAUAUGGCGUGGUAUAUGGGGGUGGAGGAGCUUGAGCGGACGGCGUACGAAAUCGCCUUUGCGAUCUUAUUCGAUCCGCAACUGAGCGAAGAGGAGGUGUGGCGACGUCGUGAGGCGUUGCUGGCGUUAUCGGAGCUUUUCAUCCACCAUGGGCAGCCCUACAAGGGCGCGAAUCCGUCGACGAUCGAUCAGCUGAUGAACUCUAUUAGGGAAUAUCAGCACCAGCGGGAGCAAAAAUCUAAUUGA
This is a messenger RNA of Phytomonas sp. EM1, 666 nucleotides long. The record is from the annotation of a GenBank genome assembly. Lineage: Eukaryota; Euglenozoa; Kinetoplastea; Trypanosomatida; Trypanosomatidae.